AUGCCAGAAGCUCCCGGUUCCGGAACAGAAGACCUCCAUCGAAAGCAUGAGCCUCAUCCCGACCCCCAGGAGUUGGUAGGCCAUCAAGGCAAAGCCGUCGACUACGAGCCUCACCCAGAGAAGUCCUUGAAGAUCUCACCCGAACAUGAAGCCAUCGUGAAGUCAAUCACGAACUUGUACUCCGGCAGCGCCAGCGAGAAGGACAUGUCGGUGUACGCCGAAAAGGCCAUCUACGACGACCCGCUGUCAUACUGCGAUAUCCGAUACAAGAUCGCUGGGCAGUGGUACGGGUUGCCCAAGAUGUUCGCCAAGCUUGAGACCAAGAAGAUCGAGGUGGUCAAGGACACGCCAACAGAGAUCAUCUUCAAGCAGAGGCAGGCCUACACGCCCAAGGUAUUGAACACGACCAAGGAAGUUGAUUCUCUGGUGUCGUUGGCGCUGGACAACGAGGGCAAGGUGCGGUAUCACAAGGACAUGUGGAAUGAUCAGGACUACAGCCACUCGGGCAUUGGCAAGCUGAUCAAGAAUCUCAAUGGCGACCAUCUUCCCAAGAUCACGCAACCCCCGUAUUCGUUAUAA
Cladophialophora yegresii CBS 114405 is the source of this 579-nucleotide messenger RNA. RefSeq lists its product as uncharacterized. Lineage: Eukaryota; Fungi; Ascomycota; Eurotiomycetes; Chaetothyriales; Herpotrichiellaceae. The transcript has a single exon. The record is from RefSeq and is a predicted model, not a curated record. The coding region runs from base 1 to 579 and encodes 192 amino acids.